AUGGAGCAUUGCAACUCACAGUUGAUACUCUUCUUUUUCCUCUUUCUCUUUGGCUUUUCUUCCAGGAAGCGGGAGGAAGAAAAUAAGCGAAAAGAGGCAGAACAGCAGAAAGGAAGGCUGAGCACAGACUUCUGCAGACCCCAAGGCUUUCCUUGUCUACUACCCAGCAUCCAGGAUGAGCCCAGCAGACAGAGCUGGGCCCCCAGCAAACAGUCUCCUGCCAGCAACACGACCCAGGGCUCUGAACCAAGAUAUUGCAGAGGGUCUCCAGGCAGAACCCCCCAGAAGGAGCAGCAUGUUUCCUCAGACUUGCAGGGAACAAACUCCAGAAAGCCAAAUGAAACAUCCAGAGAACAUUCUAAGGGCCGAUCUGCCUGUGUCCACUUCAGACCCAGUGAAGGCAAUGAUGGAAACAGGUGUUCAGGAGUCUCCUUGGUUGAGAAGUCCAGAGGUGAGACAGUUGGCAAUCAGUGGUGUGACAAGGGGAAAGCCUUCUUGAAGCAGCCCUCCUAUAUCAGGCUGCCUGGGCCUGAUGAGAAAAGAAAGGAUCCCAGUCAGGCAGCAGCAAGCCUUCCACAACAGGAUGGCCACGGGAAGCCCAGCAGGCGGCAUGACACAGCACCCAAGGCCAAAUGUGCCCCCCAGAAAAGGCGCAUUCAAGAACUCCAGGGAGGAAGGCACUCCCCCGCUGGUUCUAGCCGGCCUGGCACUGCCAGGGGGGAGGUGGUCCCUGCUGGGCAGAAUCUUCUCCACCAUCGCACACCAAGAAACAAAGUGACACAGGACAAGCUCACAAGAGGUCUCUAUUCAGAUUUGCCACACAGCACAGAGUUGAGGUCAGAAGCCAGGAAGCUGGGGACAUCCAUCCUGACUGAGGACAUACAGGUAUCUAAGGAGACUGAUUCAAUACCUGGUCCCCUCUCUGGACAGAAUGUGAAUAUAGACCGUCUCCCCGUAGAGCUCCGACUGCAGAUAAUUCAAAGAGAAAGAAGUAGGAAAGAGCUGUUUCGCAAAAAGAACAAGGCAGCAGCAACCAUCCAGCAUGCCUGGCGAAGCUACCAGCUCAGGAAGCACCUGUCCCAACUUCUGCAUAUGAAGCAGCUUGGAGCUGGAGAUGUGGACAGAUGGAACCGAGAGUGCAUAGCACUGCUCCUCCAGGUUUGGAGGAAGGAACUGGAACUAAAGCUCCCAAAGACCAUCACAGUAAGCAGGGCCCCCAAGAGUGCAUCCAAAGGCAUCUCAGGCACAAAGUCCACCAAGCAAUCGUUGCUCAAGCAAAUCUAUGGUUGUUCUCAAGAAGGGAAAGUACGUCAUCCCACAAGAUCGUCAAAAGCCCCUUCUGUGUUGCAUCUCAAUUCAGCAAGCAACUUGCAGUGUGUACAUCUUGAGAACAAUGGAAGAUCAAAGAACUUUUCUCAUAACCUGCAAUCAGCGCCCCAAUCAAAAAACAAAGCUGUGACUGCCCAUGGAAGAAGACUAUGUUCGGGGGAGCUGGAAUAACUAAUGCAGAGUUUUAAUUCUCUGAUUAUUUUUCACAUCUUGGGAAAACUUUAAUAUCCAUGCCUGAAGCUUUAUUUGCCUGAAAAUGUGGUAACAACUGAAAGAAAACGUCAGAAUGUUAUUACACAGCACUGUUUUGUCAAUCAUCUUAGCCUGCACUAAAAGGACCAGGGUAGACUAUGCCUAGCUGUGUGCCUUCCCCUCAGUCUGUACAGCUGGAAAUGAGAAUUAAUAACAACAGUAAAGUCUAAGUAAAGCUAAGAACAAGAGCACCUAAGGGGCUGCUUGCUGAGAUUUCUGCCAGCUAACUGGUACAGGACUCUGGUUUCUUUGCUCAAGUGAUGAACCUAAAUGAGAUGGGGAAACUGUCCCACAGCAGCCUUCUUCAUUUCACUACUGUCCUGGAAUCUAAUGCAAUAAACUUUAUCACAGAUACCACAUCCUCACCAUUACUCCAACAAUAUCAGUGCUAAAUUUUAGAUCACAGUCAUAACCCAGUGUUUGCAUUUAGAAAUUGUCUGUAAGACCACAGGUAUACUCUAUUGAUUCCUUACAUUUUAGUUUCCAUGUUAGCCUCUGAAGGCCACAGGUUGCUGCCACAUCCUCUCUGAAUGGCUUUCUCACUACUGGGCCUCAACAGCAGUAUCACAGUAUCAAGGAAUCAGUCAGGUAGGGUUUACAGAUCAAACUGUUCAUGCCACAAGGUGCCAACUUAGGCCUCAAACGUUCCACUUGUGUUUUCUGACCAACUUGCAAAAGUGAGCAAUUCCAAAUUCUCAAAAUGCCAUUUUUACUGGCAGGGAAAACUGUGCUAACUCUAAACUGUGCAUAGUUCAGCUCUCUGAAACACCUGCUUUAAAUAAAAUCCAGUGAUUAUGG
Messenger RNA from Galeopterus variegatus (Sunda flying lemur), 2379 nucleotides. RefSeq names its product inversin-like. The record is from RefSeq and is a predicted model, not a curated record. Gene Ontology annotation, molecular function: protein binding. Lineage: Eukaryota; Metazoa; Chordata; Mammalia; Dermoptera; Cynocephalidae. The transcript is spliced from 6 exons. Bases 1 to 1500 code for a protein of 499 amino acids.